AAACACACCCACGCACAAACCACGGAACGUCGUGUUCAAGCAAAAUCCAAGGCAAAUUCCCCAUCCCAUUUGAAACGGGCGGCACGCACGGUCGCUUACUGCGGUUCCAAAUCCCAUCAAUUCAUCAAUGGCGCUGUCGAGCUGAGCAUUUGUAGUUGAGCUUGAGCCCCCCACAGUAGACUCCACCGCCGUAACUGCCUUUUUGAAUUCUUCCCUAGUCGCCCACCGGCCACCGCCGAGCUGAGCCCAGCCCGAGAGGCAGAGGCUGAGGGAGAGGGAGAGAUGGUUGGGGGAGGAGGAGGAGGAGGGGCGCUGCGGCGGGUGGGCAAGUACGAGGUGGGGCGGACCAUCGGGGAGGGGACGUUCGCCAAGGUGAAGUUCGCGCAGAACACGGAGACCGGGGAGAGCGUCGCCAUGAAGGUGCUCGACCGCUCCUCCAUCCUCAGGCACAAGAUGGUGGAUCAGAUCAAGAGAGAGAUAUCCAUAAUGAAGCUUGUGAGGCAUCCCAAUGUGGUCAGGCUACACGAGGUUUUGGCAAGCCGAAAGAAGAUUUUUAUAAUCUUGGAGUUCAUCACUGGUGGUGAACUAUUUGACAAAAUUAUCCGUCAUGGGCGACUUGCUGAAGCUGAUGCACGUAAAUACUUUCAGCAGCUUAUUGAUGGUGUUGAUUUUUGCCACAGCAAAGGAGUCUACCAUCGAGAUCUAAAGCCUGAAAAUCUUCUCCUUGACUCCCAAGGAAAUCUUAAAAUUUCAGACUUUGGACUCAGUGCAUGGCCUGCCGAGGGAGCUUCCCUUCUACGUACUACCUGUGGAACCCCAAACUAUGUUGCCCCAGAGGUUCUCAGUCAUAAAGGAUAUGAUGGAGCACUUGCUGAUACAUGGUCAUGUGGAGUUAUUCUAUAUGUCCUUCUGGCAGGUUAUCUUCCAUUCGAUGAAGUGGAUCUGACUACCCUUUAUGGGAAGAUUGAGAGCGCAGAAUAUUCAUUCCCAGCUUGGUUUCCGACUGGUGCUAAGUCACUGAUACGUAGAAUUCUUGACCCAAAACCAGAUUCACGAAUCAGGAUAGAGGAGAUCAGGAAUGAUGAAUGGUUUAAGAAGAAUUAUGAACCUGUCAGCGAAGUAGAAAAUGAAGAAGUCAAUCUUGAUGACGUAAAUGCAGCUUUUCUUGAUCAUGAGGAAGACACCGAACAUACUUUUGACGAUGAAGCAGGCCCUUUGACGCUCAAUGCAUUCGACCUAAUUAUUCUAUCCCAAGGAUUAAACCUUGCGUCCCUAUUUGAUCGCCGACAGGACCAUGGCAAGCUUCAGAACAGAUUUUUAUCGCGCAAACCAGCAAAUGUUAUAUUGUCAAGUAUGGAGGUUGUUGCUCAAUCCAUGGGGUUUAAGACGCAUAUUCGCAACUAUAAGAUGAGGGUGGAAGGUCUAAAUGCGAACAAGACUAGUCAUCUCACAAUUCUGCUUCAGAUAUUUGAAGUUGCCCCAUCAAUCUUCAUGGUGGAACUACAGAGAGCUGCUGGAGAUACUUCAGAGUACAAUAAGUUUCUAAAUAACUACUGCUGCAAGUUAGAUGAUAUCGUUUGGAAAUUUCCUGUUGAGAAGGGAAAAUCGAGGACAUCCCGCCUAUCGAAGCGCUAAUAUGUCUUCAACUUAUAUUUGUUUGUAUGCAGCUAUUCAGCUCAACUUUGAACUUCUGUGCCAUAAUUUAUGCACCUAACAACCACCUGUAUCAUUCAUCUUUAACCACAUCAGUUUGUUGCAGGUAUCGUGUGUAUUUGAGGGCCGUGCAGUUUGAAAUAUGUAAAUCACGAGGUUGAUUAGUGGAUGUUCUAGUGCAGUUUAUCACGAUGGUCUAUGUUAUUUUAGUUAUAUAGGGGGUUAAUCUUUGUUUCGUACCAGGAAUGUAAAUUAAGAGUGCUUGUGCAAAGAGGCUAAUUGGUUUUGAUAUCUCAGCAUUGUAUUACAGAAUUUCCAGCGAUGUAUCAAACCAACUGUAGCUCACCUCUCUCCUGGUUUGUUUGGGGAGAUUUCAAAUUAAUUGCUUGCCUUGUAAACUGUUUCAAGAUUUGUUGAUUUCUUUCUAUUUGA
This is a messenger RNA of Brachypodium distachyon (stiff brome), 2085 nucleotides long. RefSeq names its product CBL-interacting protein kinase 8. The record is from RefSeq and is a predicted model, not a curated record. Gene Ontology annotation, biological process: signal transduction; protein phosphorylation. The transcript is spliced from 14 exons. Lineage: Eukaryota; Viridiplantae; Streptophyta; Magnoliopsida; Poales; Poaceae. Gene Ontology annotation, molecular function: protein kinase activity; ATP binding. Bases 283 to 1635 code for a protein of 450 amino acids.